AUGGACACCUGUAUGAUAAUGUUGUUAUUUCUACACUUACAAGUGUGUUUCGCGAAGUUUCUAGAAACCUACCCCCGACCAGAGCGACCGGAAUUCCGUUUUCUGACGACUGGUAAACCAUGUAAUGGUCCAGACGACCCUGGCUAUAUCAAGUCAGGUCUUAGUAGUAUACCAGUCACUUCGAGGAACCAGUCUCUCAUCCAUCGGGAUGGAAGAGAAACAGUGUCCAAGUUCCAAGCUGGAGUCGUUUAUCUGAUAGACAUUGAUGUCGGCACUCCCAGACAAACGAUUAAAGUCAUCAUAGACACCGGGUCGUGGGAGUUGUAUCUCAACCCAAAUUGUGCCCGUGCCGCAGACCAGAUGUUUUGCGCAGGGUCAGGGCACUACUAUCCCACAUCGUCAAGUACCGCGAGAAACCUGUCAAGCCGUUACUAUGUUUCUUUUGGCACUGGGGGAUACGUGGGUGACUAUUUUAGUGACACAUUGUGGUUUGGGGACGACUACUGGCCCGUAUCGUCGCUUCAAUUCGGGGUCUCCGAUGACAGCGACUAUGUUUGGGCAGGCAUUAUUGGCCUUGGUUAUGGUCAGAGGUUUAACACCAAGUACCCAAACUUACUCGAUCUUCUCGUUUCUCAGGGCUACAUCAAUGUCCCAAUUUUCAGUUUGGGUGUGGGUAGCCAAGAUGAUGAUGAUGCCGAAAUCGUCUUCGGAGGCGUCGAUACUCACAGGUUCAACGGUUGGCUUGAGCCACUUGACCUCUACCCACCACCAGAAAUCCAGGAAAGUCUCUGGCACCAGGCACAAUAUUGGAUCAACUUGACAUCAUUUGGCUACACCACCCCAGGCGGCUCGAUGACUACCUUGACUGGUUCCGACUUUUCACGGAUUAUGUUGCUUGACACUGGGUCGACCUAUUCCUAUAUUGACGCAGAUCUAGUUGCAGCUUUGGCACAACAGUUCAGUGCAACCGUUGACGAUCAAGGGGUAUACUACGUCUCCUGCAAGUACUUGGAAAUGAAUGGCUACGUGCACUUCGGAUUUAACCAGGGGAACAUUGUCAUUCACGCCAAGUACAAUGACUUUGUCGUCGACUUUGGAAGCCGUUGCGCUCUGGGCGUGCAGCCGGCUGAUGCUGGGGUAAAUACGUGGGUAUUGGGAGCAACUUUCAUUCGCUCAGCCUAUAUCGUUUUCGACCAGAUGUACGAUGCUAUUUGGCUUGCGAACUAUCAGCCAUGCGGAGAUUCACUUGUGACAGAUCUCACGGAAGAUGCAGGAAACCAACUCUGGGGGGAAUUAUACGGUGGGUGCUGA
Molecule: messenger RNA, 1311 nt
Organism: Truncatella angustata
Lineage: Eukaryota; Fungi; Ascomycota; Sordariomycetes; Amphisphaeriales; Sporocadaceae
Product: aspartic peptidase domain-containing protein
Exons: 6
Coding region: 1-1311 (436 amino acids)
Biological process (GO): proteolysis
Molecular function (GO): aspartic-type endopeptidase activity
Source: RefSeq, a predicted model, not a curated record